This is a messenger RNA of Pararge aegeria (speckled wood butterfly), 1770 nucleotides long. RefSeq names its product serine protease 53-like. NCBI's taxonomy places the organism in Eukaryota, Metazoa, Arthropoda, Insecta, Lepidoptera, Nymphalidae. The record is from RefSeq and is a predicted model, not a curated record. The transcript has 9 exons. Bases 1 to 1770 code for a protein of 589 amino acids. Gene Ontology annotation, molecular function: serine-type endopeptidase activity; nucleic acid binding. Gene Ontology annotation, biological process: proteolysis.
AUGGAGAAGCUUGCACAUCUGCAACCAGCUUUGGUCAAUCUGUCGUCCCCACGGCUCCUUCACCACAACGCGCGACUCCAUACUGCGCAACAGACAGUUUCCAAGCUGCAAGAGCUGGCGUUGGAAGCUCUCCCUCAUCUGCCAUACUCACCAGACCUUGCACCUGCCGACUAUUACUUUUUCCAAAAUUUAGACAACAUUUUAUGGGAAAAGGACAUCUCCGAGAACAGUACCCUGAUAGAACACGCUGAGGCACGGAUUACUGGAGGGGAAAUUCCUGAAGAAUUCGAGAAUAAUUUUAGUUAUCAAGUACAAAUUCUCAUUAGGGAUACGAAGUUCUGCUCAGGCGCCAUCAUAAAUCCAAAUAACAUAUUGACUGCUGCACACUGCGUCGAUAGGACGAAGCCAAAUGAGGUAGAGGUGAGAGCUGGCAGCCGGAGACUUGGCGAGGGAAUGGAGAUACCGAUUGACUCAAUAACGGUUCCUAAGGAUUUCGAUGCUCGAGAACAUUACAUGGACAUUGCUGUCUUACGGACCUCCACCCCUUUCACGUUCAGUAGAGAGUUAAAACCUACUUUUCUGGCAGCUGUUAAUUCUGAGUUACCAGAUACAAUUACAGUUGCUGGCUGGGGGACAGAUGGGAUCAGCAAUGACCUAUCUGAAGAGCUCAGGUUUGUGAAUCUACCAGUGAUAAGUAACUUACAAUGCCAAACGCGCUACCCGGAGUCAAGUAUCACCAGGCACCUGUUCUGUGCUGAAAACACUCGUGUAGGAGGCCAAGGCACUUGCAAGGGCGACGGCGGCGCCCCAGCGACGAUGACAAAUACUACUAGACUGGUCGGAAUCAGUUCUUUUGCCCGAGGGUGCGGUUUCGAUAUUGCACCUAGUGUAUUCACUAACGUCAAUAAUAAAGAGAUUCGUGAUUUCAUCGAUAGUAACACAAAAAAGAACAUCUCCGAGAACAGUACCGUGAUAGAACAGGCUGACGCACGGAUUGCUGGAGGGGAAAUUCCUGAAGAAGAAGAGAAUAAUUUUAGUUAUCAAGUACAAAUUCUCAUUAGGAAUACGAAGUUCUGCUCAGGCGCCAUCAUCGAAAGAUAUUACAUAUUGACUGCUGCACACUGUGUCGAUAAAACAAAGCCAAAUGAGGUAGAGGUGAGAGCUGGCAGCCGGAGACUUGGCGAGGGAAUGGUGAUACCGAUUGACUCAAUAAUGGUUCCUAAGGAUUUCGAUGCUCGCGAACAUUACAUGGACAUUGCUGUCUUACGGACCUCCACCCCUUUCACGUUCAGUAGAGAGUUAAAGCCUACUUUUCUGGCAGCUGUUAAUUCUGAUUUACCAGACUCAGUCACAGUUGCUGGCUGGGGGACAGACGGGAUCAGCAAUGACCUAUCUGAAGAGCUUAGGUUUGUGAAUCUACCAGUGAUAAGUAACUUACAAUGCCAAGCGCGCUACCCGGAGUCGGGUAUCACCAGGAACCUGUUCUGUGCUGAAAACAUUCGACAAGGAGGCCAAGGCACUUGCAAGGGCGACGGCGGUGCUCCAGCGGUGAUGGAAAAUAGUCGUAGACUGGCCGGAAUCAGUACUUUUGCACGAGGGUGCGGUUUCGAUAUUGCGCCGAGUGUAUUCACUAACGUCGAUAAUAAAGAGAUUCGUGAUUUCAUCGAUAGUAACACUAGUGACAAAGGGGAUAAUUUUCUCGAUAUUUAUGAUGAUUUUGAAUGUGAUGAAGAUGGAACAACCGAUUACGAAUAUGCUUGCUUGAAUUAG